AUGUUAGAAGAAAUAUUUACUCCAAUUGAUGAAGCUUUGAAAGCAUUUAAAAAUGGUGAAUUUUUAAUUGUAAUGGAUGAUGAAGAUAGAGAAAAUGAAGGUGAUUUAAUUAUAUCAGCAGAAUUAAUUGAUCAAUCUAAAAUGCAUUUUUUAGUCAGAUACUCUUCGGGUUAUGUUUGUGUUCCAUUAUCAACUGAAAGAGCAGAUAAAUUAGAUUUACUUCCAAUGUUAAAAGAUAGAACUGAUAGACAUGGUACUGCUUAUACAGUAACUUGUGAUUAUGCACAUGGUACAACCACAGGAAUAUCAGCUCAUGAUAGAGCAUUAACUGCAAAUAAAUUAGCUGAUCCAAAUGUAAAACCAAAUGAUUUUAUAAAACCUGGUCAUAUUUUACCUUUAAGAGCUGUACCUGGUUUAUUAAAUAAAAGACGAGGUCAUACUGAAGCAGCUGUACAAUUAUGUGAAUUAACAAAUUUACAACCAGCAGCUGUAAUUUGUGAAUUAGUACGAGAGGAAGAUGGUUUAAUGAUGAGAUUAGAUGAUUGUAUUAAAUUUUCAAAACAACAUAAUAUAAAAAUAAUUAAUAUUAAACAAUUAGUUGAAUACAUUAAUAAAUAG
Insectozyma verbasci is the source of this 618-nucleotide messenger RNA. The record is from the annotation of a GenBank genome assembly. NCBI's taxonomy places the organism in Eukaryota, Fungi, Ascomycota, Pichiomycetes, Serinales, Debaryomycetaceae.